GUUUGAGUUCUGGGCGUUUGAUGGGUGAGUUUGGACUUUGGGCAUUGAGGUGUCCCUGACUCCUGAGAGAAGCAGAGAAGAAUGGUGCUGGUGUUGGCCUUAGGGGAUCUUCAUAUCCCUGAUAGGGCUCCUGAUUUGCCGCCAAAGUUCAAAUCCAUGCUUGUUCCUGGCAAGAUCCAACACAUCAUUUGCCCUGGGAAUUUGUGUAUCAAAGAGGUUCAUGAUUACUUGAAAACCCUUUGUCCUGACAUGCAUAUUACCCGAGGUGAAUAUGAUGAGGAGACACGUUACCCAGAGACCAAAACACUGACCAUUGGUCAAUUCAAGCUUGGAGUAUGCCAUGGUCAUCAGGUUAUUCCAUGGGGGGACUUGGACUCACUAGCCAUGCUCCAGAGGCAGUUGGAUGUAGACAUCCUUGUGACAGGUCAUACCCAUCGAUUCACAGCUUACAAACAUGAGGGUGGCGUUGUUAUUAACCCGGGUUCUGCCACUGGUGCCUUCAGCAGCAUCACCUAUGAUGUUAAUCCUAGUUUCGUUCUCAUGGACAUCGAUGGUCUGCGUGUUGUCGUCUACGUCUAUGAACUCAUAGAUGGGGAGGUUAAGGUUGACAAGAUUGAUUUUAAGAAAACAGCAGCCACAACUCGCUCUACUCAAUGACAACAAAUCUUUCUUUUGGGUGUUAUGGACUGCCCUUGGGUUUUUUCAGAAUCUGACUAGUCCGGUAUAUGUGAUCUCGUUGUUUUUCCUGUUGGGAGUGGUGGAAGCUUUUGUUUUCAUAGAGAUUGGCCCAGGAAUGAUUUCUAAAGGCCAAUCUCUAGUGUCCUUUUCUAGUUUCAUAGUUAAAGCUGAUAAUUUGAUGGUUCUUUUUCAAGCUGCAAUACCCAAACUGUUUGGAUAUAACUGAACUGGAACAUAGUGUUCAGACUUGAUAUAGAGAUUCAAUACUCUUGAAAAUUGAAAAAUUCUUCUCUCAGGAACUCCAUUCA
This is a messenger RNA of Vitis riparia (riverbank grape), 986 nucleotides long. Its product is annotated as vacuolar protein sorting-associated protein 29-like. Bases 82 to 657 code for a protein of 191 amino acids. Lineage: Eukaryota; Viridiplantae; Streptophyta; Magnoliopsida; Vitales; Vitaceae. Gene Ontology annotation, cellular component: endosome; retromer complex. Gene Ontology annotation, biological process: retrograde transport, endosome to Golgi; intracellular protein transport. The transcript is spliced from 3 exons. The record is from RefSeq and is a predicted model, not a curated record.